Trichophyton rubrum CBS 118892 is the source of this 624-nucleotide messenger RNA. RefSeq lists its product as uncharacterized. The record is from RefSeq and is a predicted model, not a curated record. NCBI's taxonomy places the organism in Eukaryota, Fungi, Ascomycota, Eurotiomycetes, Onygenales, Arthrodermataceae. Gene Ontology annotation, molecular function: RNA binding. Gene Ontology annotation, biological process: exon-exon junction complex disassembly. The transcript has a single exon. Gene Ontology annotation, cellular component: exon-exon junction complex; cytoplasm. The coding region runs from base 1 to 624 and encodes 207 amino acids.
AUGGCGGCCAACGAGACGAAGAUAUCAGGUAUCACCACCAACGCUCUCACUGGAGAGCGUCAUAUACCAGCCUCAGUUCGUGCCGACGGCUCCCAGCGGCGUGAAAUACGAAUUAGACCGGGUUACAGCCCGCCGGAGGAUGUGGAACUCUAUAGGAACCGUGCUGCUGCUUCGUGGAAGAACCGUGGCAAGGCAGGCGUACCCGGAGCAGAACUAGCAGUUAGCGAGAACACUGCUUCCUCGACGAAGAAUACAAAGAAAAAAAACGCCAAACAAAAGACUAAAGCGGGCAGCGAGGGUAUAUCUCCGAAAACAGGCAAAGAGACGACGGCCCUUGACAAGGACAACUGGAGAUCUACGGCCAGUAAAGACGCUGCCGGCGAGGUGAGGCAAAAGGAAGAGCGUGAAACCGACCCUACGAUCGAACGAGAAAAGAAGGCCAGAAACUUGAAGAAGAAGCUGAAGCAAGCUCGUGAACUGCGAGAUAAGAAAGACCAAGGCGAGAGUCUUCUGCCUGAGCAACUAGAGAAGAUUAUCAGAAUCAACGAGCUAGUUCGACAGCUGGAGUCUCUUGGGAUUGAGAAUGAUGGCGAGAAGAAUGUCGACUCGACAGCGUCAAAAUGA